Aspergillus wentii DTO 134E9 is the source of this 2316-nucleotide messenger RNA. RefSeq names its product putative alpha-L-rhamnosidase C. The record is from RefSeq and is a predicted model, not a curated record. Gene Ontology annotation, biological process: carbohydrate metabolic process. The transcript is spliced from 2 exons. NCBI's taxonomy places the organism in Eukaryota, Fungi, Ascomycota, Eurotiomycetes, Eurotiales, Aspergillaceae. The coding region runs from base 1 to 2316 and encodes 771 amino acids.
AUGCCCUACAAUGAGAACACUGUUCUCAAGCUGUCUUCCAAUGGCACUCCUUCCAUUAUCAUUCUCGAUUACGGACAGAAUGUGGAGGGAUAUGCGACCUUUGACGUUACCCACAAGGCUGGCAACACUUCUGUCUUUGAAAUGACCUACAGCGAAACUCGUGCUCUGGUCGAGAGUGAAAUGGGAGAUGGCCCUCUUCCACUAGCCGCUGCCAUGGACACAUACCGAAUCAACCGAUACAACCUCACAGACCAAACCACCUAUACCAACCGCUUGAUCCAAGGAGCCCUGCGAUACCAGAAGCUGAACCUCUCGAGUGCUGGCGAGAUCGAACUCUCCUCGAUCGGCUUGCUGCCUACCGUGUCGUCGACUCCGAUAUCUGAUCUCCCAGGCUCGUUCGAAUGUUCUGAUGCUGUUCUGAACCGCAUCUGGCAGAAUGGCGCCCGCACCACGCAGCUGAAUGAGAUUCCGGCCAAUUCUAUCCCCGAUUUUUGGGUCAUUACCGAUGAAGGCGCCUUUGUGGACAGCCUGGCUCCUCAGCCGUUCACGGCCGACUGGUCUCCGAUGUUGACUGCCUAUGAGUUGGAGUUUUCCGUCAAGGCUGUGUCAAAUGGCUUUGGGUUCACGGUUCUGAGCGACACUCUGUCAAAUGGCAUCUACAUCUUCGUCAACAUGGCCAAUUCUUCCAUCUCAGCCCACGUAGGCUCGACGGAACGGUCUGCUCCUGUUGCAUCGGCCACCUUGCCAUCCUCCAUCGCUCUGCAUCGUUGGCAUACUGUUCGCAGUACAGUCAACAUGACCGAUAUCUCUGUCCAGAUCGACAACACCACAGUCCUGGACUUUACCCAAACCUCUGCCUUCUACGGGUCUUUUGGUCUCGGCGCGUCGUUCGGCCACUCGGCCCUUUUCACACACGUCUCUCUCUCAGUCUCCGGAGAGCAAAUGUAUUCCUCUUCAUUGACCAAUGCAUCAGCCCUGCAAGACUUCCUCCUCGGAACCAAUCCGCUACCAGUCAGCGUGGACGGCUCUCGUCGCGAUCGCAUCGCGUACGCAGGAGACCUGGAUAUGACCACCGAGACGGCCUUCGCCAGCACCCACGGCCAGGAAUACAUCAACGGCUCCAUCGAGCUACUGGGCUCAUUCCAGCUAAAUCCGGGCUUCUUCGUGCCGAACGCCAAGAUCCAACAGUCUCCCCGGACGUCUGAAAUCGACGCAAACACGACGGGCCUUAUCGGCUAUUCGUUCAGUCUGGUCAGCGCCAUGGCUCGCUUCUACGAGCAGACGGGUGAUGCUACUUUUCUGGCUCGCUGGGCACCAAAGGCAGUUCGCAUGCUGGAUUGGGCUCACUCUCAAACCCUCCACAGUGGUCUGUUCAACGUGUCUAGUUCUACAAUCGGAGGAGACUGGAACUACUAUGACCCUACUUUGAGUGGUGUGGUCGCCAAGUUCAACCUUAUCUACGCCUAUUCCCUCAAGCAAUGGCUUCCGUUUAUGGAUGAGGCAGGUCUGAACAAGACCAUGUACGCGUCACGCCUGCAGACUUUGCAGAGUGCCAUUCAAGAGCACCUAUGGAGUGACUCUCUACAGGCAUACCAAUUAUCCGACACUCACGCUGAAUUCUUCUCCCAAGAAGCAAACGCCCUGGCUAUACUAAGCGACACCGCCGCCUCGAACAAGAACCUCCUCGCAACAAUGGCCAGAGAGCUAUACGUACCCGCAGGAGCCCUAUCCUUCUCCAACAAAAGCGCCGCAAAUGGCUGGGCCCAAAUGAUCAGCCCCUACGCCUCGGGGUAUCAUCUCAAAGCCGCCUUUCACGCAAACGACACCGUCACCGCGAAACACCUUCUGCACAGCAUCUGGGGGCCUAUGAGCGACCCCGCGCACACCAACUAUACCGGCUGUAUGUGGGAGGUCAUGACAUCCGACGGCAGGCCGGGUCUCGGAUCCACGACGUCAAUGUGCCACGCCUGGAGCUCGGGCCCAACAGCCGACUUGACGAAAUAUGUUCUUGGGAUUCAGCCCGUGACGCCUGGCUUCAAAGAGUGGCAGAUUGCCCCUCAAGUUAUGGAUCUUGACUGGGCGCGUGGGAAACGGGCCAUCACUGAUGGCACGAUUCAUGUCAGCUGGUCAUUUGGUGAGGAUGAUUCGUUUCGAAUGACUGUCGAGGCUCCUGAGGGGACGACUGGGACUGUCUUUCUUCCUGUGGCGUUGAAGAAACCAUUGACCAAAUACCGUGCAUCGGGCUUUCUCUCUGACAGGAAAGUGAGCUUUACCGUUCAGGGUGGCAAGACUUUUACAUUCCACCAGAUGAUCUAG